Messenger RNA from Echinops telfairi (small Madagascar hedgehog), 4312 nucleotides. It is a transcript of the gene UVSSA, whose product is annotated as UV stimulated scaffold protein A. Lineage: Eukaryota; Metazoa; Chordata; Mammalia; Afrosoricida; Tenrecidae. The transcript has 13 exons. Gene Ontology annotation, cellular component: chromosome. The record is from RefSeq and is a predicted model, not a curated record. The coding region runs from base 138 to 2258 and encodes 706 amino acids. Gene Ontology annotation, molecular function: RNA polymerase II complex binding. Gene Ontology annotation, biological process: response to UV; transcription-coupled nucleotide-excision repair.
CAGUUCUGUUGCCUGGGGGCAGGGGCCAUCUCCUGGGGGCAGUGGCCCGACCACUGCAGCAGCUUCGUGGCUCCUGGAGUGGCUGGCAUAGGUGGCGUGGAGUACAGGUCUGUCACCUGUCCCUCCCACGGUGUUCCAUGGGGACCUGUGUCCUCACUGGAGGGGCGUCUCUGUGUCAACGUCGUCUAGACAUGGACCAGAAGCUCGCCACUCUGGUGGAAGAGCUCACCACGUCGGGAGAACCCCAGCUGAACCCUGAGAAAGUAAAGGAGCUGAAGAAAAUUUGCAAAUCCUCUGAGGAGCAGCUCCGCCACGUCUACCACCUGCUGAUGACGCAGCUGAGCCAGGAGCACGCCGAGGUCCGCCUCUCGGCCUUCCAGGUGCUCGAGGUGCUCUUCACGCGCUCGCAUCAGUUCCGGGUGCUGGUCGUCUCCAACCUCCAGGAGCUCCUGGAGCUGACGUUGGGCACGGACCCCGAGCAGCCCCUGCCGCCCCCCCGGGAGGUGGCCCGCACCCUGAGGCGGGCUGCCAUGCAGGCUGUCGAGGGCUGGAACGAGAAGUUUGGCCAGGCCUACAAGAAGCUGGCCUUGGGCUACCACUUCUUGCGCCACAACAAGCAGGUGGACUUUCAGGAUGUCCACGCUCGGACCCUGGCAGAGAGGAAGCGCGAGGAGGAGAAGCAGAGGCGCCUGGACGCCGUCUACAAGGAGCGGGCCCAGCAGGCCGAGAGGGAGAUGGAAGAGAUGUCUUCAGAGAUCCAGUCCUGCCUGACGGAGGUAGAGAGCUGUUUCCAUCUAUUGGUGCCCUUUGACUUUGCCCCGAGCAUACCUGGGGGGGAAGCCACUCCCUCCUCGAGCUUUGGCUCCCCAGACGAGGAGCAGCCCUGCUGCAGCAAGGACCUGCCUGCCCUCAGUGGAGAUGGGUGCUCGCCAGAGGCCACCUCAGGGGACCUGUCAGAAGAGGAGGCGUUCGUGCGGAGCCAUGGGCUUGGCUCCCACAAGUACACGCUGGCCCUGGAGCUCCGUCCAGACCCGCUGCUGGUGCAGGAGGAUGAGGACAACAGCGCCGUGGUCCAGAGCGCCCGCGAUGUGCUCAAGCUCGUCCAGAGCAAGUUCCUGCCGGCCGCGAGCUCCUGGGUGCAGCUCUUCACCCGCGCAGGGGUUCACGACCAGCGGCUGAGGCGCGCCAUCGACCUGAAGACGGAGCUGGAGGCAGCCGUGCGCAAGUCCAAGGAGCUGCACAUCCAGCCGCAGAGGAGAUCCUGCAGGGCCGGGGGCAGCGAGGACGAGGAUGAGGACGAGUUUGUGGAGGUUCCGGAGAAGGAAGGCUACGAGCCCCAUGUCCCUGAGCACCUGCGGGCGGAAUAUGGGUUGGACCCAGCAGUCCCUGCCCAGGCUCUGGAGAAAAUCCCCCCAGGGGGGCGUGCUGCUGGAGGUGUGCCCGGGACAGCGAGGACAAGGAGGGAUGAGGAGGCAUCGGACCCUACCUCUGCUGCCGCCCAGCUGCAGCUGCUCAGAGCCUGGCUGCCCACACCCAUGUCCACCAGCACCCCCAGGGUGCCGCUGGGGGCCGACAAAGCCCAGAAGCUGGCCGCAGAGCGCGCCCGAGCGCCUGUGGUGCCCUUUGGAGUGGACCUGUGCUACUGGGGCCAGGAGCAGCCAGUGGCCGGCAAGGUUGUCAAAGCCGACUCCCAGCAUCGCUUCUGGAAGCCCAGUGAGGUGGAAGAAGAGGUGGACAAUGCCGACGUCUCAGAGAUGCUCCGCAGCCGCCACAUCACCUUUGCCGGGAGCUUUGAGCCCGUGCAGCACCGCUGCCGAGCUCUGCGGCCCGACGGCCGGCUCUGCGAGCGUCAGGACCGGCUAAAGUGCCCUUUCCAUGGGAAGAUAAUCCCUCGAGAUGACCAUGGGCAGCCCCUCCACCCAGAGGACAGGGCAUGUGAGCAGAGCCAACAGCUGCGGCAGCAGGCAGAGCCCCCGGACUGGCAGGACCCAGAGCUCAUGAGAGAUGUGGAGGCCGCUGUUGGGGUGGACCUGGGGUCAUCGCGCUACAGUGGCAAGGGCAAAGGGAAGGGCAAGGGCAAGAAGAGGAAGUACCCGCACCUGACCGACCUGAAGAAGCAGGCGGACACGGCACGGGCGCGCAUCGGGAAGAAAGUCUUCCACAAGGCGGCUGUGCGCAGGGUCAUCACCGCCAUGAACCAGAUGGACCGCAAGAAGCACGAGAAGUUUGCGAACCAGUUUAAUUAUGCGCUGAACUAGAUGUCUGGCUCCUCCACCGCCCCCGCCUGCUGGACCAGAGGCAUGCCUGAGUGGCAGGCUGGGCACAGAGCUGCAUCUCACCAUCAGGGGUGUGUGUGGGGAGCAGGGGAGGGCGGGGUCGGGUGCAGCUCUGGUCAGUGUGGCUCCCCCGAUUAUGUGGCCAGGUCGCCGGCCGGUGGAAGACCCUGGGUGAGAAAAGGGUGGUGUGCCCUGUGGGGUGUCUCCCUGCAAGCCGCCAUGCCUAUGGUGGUGGUUGUGGUGGGGGCUCCCUCCCAGUGGUGCUUGUUGGCUGCUCUCCCCUCCAUGGGAUGGUGGAGUGCUGGCGGGGUUCCCGAUCGGAACACAGCCCCUGCUUUGCUGAGAUAGGCCGUGGGUCCCUACAGUGCCGCCUUCUCAAGUGCCCAACUCAGGGUGUCUAGCCUAGUCCCAGCGUCGUGUGCCCCUCGCCACCGUCAGGGUCGGUCUGGGCUUUUGUCAACCCUGGAGAGGGACUUGGGUGCUCCCGUCCCAGCCCUUCCCUCACACUCAGGGCUGUGGGGUGCCCUAGGGCCAGUGUGCAGUGCAGACUUGCCCCAUUGGGUUUCCUGGGCUGUAGUCGCUCAGGCACUUAGCUGCUAAACUGAAGUUCUGAGGCUUAGACCUACCGGGGACUCCUCUGGAGAAAAGCAGCCCGUUCGGCUCCCAGAAGAGGAUGACAACCUGGGGACCCCCUGCGGAAUGGACCCCACGCGACCAUCUCUGUGGGAGCAGAUCCCGGCCUCUCGCCCACAGAGCCGCCUCUGGGUGGGUUCAAACCUCCCACCCUCUGGUUAGCAGCCAAGCACUUCACCGUGUGCCUCCAGGCCCCUCAGGCUCUAGAUACCCCCUGACCCCCUUCACUGUGUCCAGCGCCUGCCUGUCCUGAACAUGUUGUCGGGCUUGGUCACAGGACUUCUCUCUCGUGAAUGGCACCGCUGUCCUAAGCACUCGGUCUGGGCCACCAUGUGGCCAUUCUGUGCCUAACCUGUGACUGAGUACGUGCCAGCCUGCCUCCACAGCAGCCACGUAAGAGAGCGCCAAGUCCCACGACCUCUCCAACACCUGUUACUGGCUCUGUUCUGCCGCCCCACCCCACCCCAUGGCAAGGUGGCACCUCGCCACUGUGCUUUUCAUUGGCAUUUCUCGCAGCUUGAUGACACGGAGCGGAGCCUCUUUUCCUGUUGGUAUCCUCAUUGGAGAAAUAGCUCCUCCAGCUCCUUAGCCACUUUCAAGUGGAUUUUUGUCCUGAACUGUUUAUUAGCACGCUCAGGAUACUAGAGCUUCCUAGGAUUUGAAAGCGUUUUCUCCCUCUUUGUCUCUUCACUUCCUUGAUCGUAUCCUCCCAGCACAAAAUGUUCACGUUUUUGAUGAAAUCGAAUCUGUCUUUGGACAUGAGUGCUUUAAGUCUGCCGCCCGAAGGACCAUUGUUGCCCAGCCCAAGGUCACAGGGACUGACUGACACCUGUGUCUCCUUGGAGAGCUUCGGAGUUCUCUCUAGCCCCGUUCGGGGUUGAUUUUCUCUACGUGGUGUGAGGUGGGGUCCACCGCCCGUCACCCGCCAACACCAUCUGCUUUGGGCGUCUUCCUCGUUGGGUCGUUGGGCAUCCUUGUUGAAAUCAGGUGAUUUUACGUGGGUCCUACGGAGUUACUGUGAGUGAGAUCAGCCCCCCAGCAGGGGGAAGCAGGAUGCCCUUGACCGUGCACCCUUAACUGUACGGGCUACUUCUGGACGCCCAGCCCCGCUUUCUUUUGAACGUAGGCAUGACCUCAUGCUAGUGCCACGCCUCGGUCACGGUGGUGCUGUGGUAAUUUGUAUUCAGGCAGUAUAAGUUCCCCGACUUUUUUCCCCCUUCUAAUAUUGUCUUGGCUAAUCUGAGUCCCUUUUUUAAUAUGAAUUUUAAAAUCAGCUUGUCAAUUUCUUAAAAAAAGGCAGCAAGGCUUAUUUUAAAACUAGCUUGCUGAAAAAAAUGAGGAGCUGAUACCAAGGGCUCAAGUAGAAAGAAAGUGUUUUGAAAAUGAUGGCAACAAAUGUAUAA